UAAACCUCUUUGGCUGGAGUAGGGUCCGGGUGAGCAGAUUUCCUUAUCCGGGAAUCGCAGGCGGGGCCGCCAUUGGCUCCCAGGAUCACGUGGGGUCCUAACUUUGUUCACUUGACAGUAAGUAGGAGGGCUUUCGGAAACAGGAAAACGAGUCAGGGGUCGGAAUAAAUUUUAGUAUAUUUUGUGGGCAAUUCCCAGAAAUUAAUGGCUAUGAGUUCUUUUUUGAUCAACUCAAACUAUGUCGACCCCAAGUUCCCUCCGUGCGAGGAAUAUUCACAGAGCGAUUACCUACCCAGCGACCACUCGCCAGGGUACUACGCCGGCGGCCAGAGGCGAGAGAGCAGCUUCCAGCCGGAGGCGGGCUUCGGGCGGCGCGCGGCGUGCACCGUGCAGCGCUACGCGGCCUGCCGGGACCCCGGGCCCCCGCCGCCUCCACCACCACCCCCGCCGCCCCCGCCACCGCCCGGGCUGUCCCCUCGGGCUCCUGCGCCGCCACCCUCCGGGGCCCUCCUCCCGGAGCCCGGCCAGCGCUGCGAGGUGGUCAGCAGCAGCCCCCCGCCGCCUCCCUGCGCCCAGAACCCCCUGCACCCCAGCCCGUCCCACUCCGCGUGCAAAGAGCCCGUCGUCUACCCCUGGAUGCGCAAAGUUCACGUGAGCACGGUAAACCCCAAUUACGCCGGCGGGGAGCCCAAGCGCUCUCGGACCGCCUACACUCGCCAGCAGGUCUUGGAGCUGGAGAAGGAAUUUCACUACAACCGCUACCUGACGCGGCGCAGGAGGGUGGAGAUCGCCCACGCGCUCUGCCUCUCUGAGCGCCAGAUCAAGAUCUGGUUCCAGAACCGGCGUAUGAAGUGGAAAAAAGACCAUAAGUUGCCCAACACCAAGAUUCGCUCCGGUGGCACCGCGGGCGCAGCCGGCGGGCCCCCGGGCCGGCCCAGCGGAGGUCCUCCCGCGCUCUAGUGGCCCCCACGCGAAAACCGUGAACCUGGGGUGGGGAGGGUGGCGAGCGCCCGGGAAUACAGGGGGAGAGAGGCGGGAGGGGACUGGGCCCGGAAAAGCCUUCUUGUCCCCCCCCCCACCCAUUUUAUCUAUUUACACGAAUAAACGCAGAGAAGGGGGAGGGGAAGCUUUAUUUAUAAAAACGACAAUAGGGAGCCCGGCGAGGCCCCCAAGAAGCAAAGCUCAAGUCUCUUGCUUUCUUCCUUUAAAAAAAAAGAAAAGAAAAGAAAAGAAAAAGAAGAAGGAA
Phyllostomus discolor (pale spear-nosed bat) is the source of this 1246-nucleotide messenger RNA. RefSeq names its product homeobox B4 (gene HOXB4). The record is from RefSeq and is a predicted model, not a curated record. Lineage: Eukaryota; Metazoa; Chordata; Mammalia; Chiroptera; Phyllostomidae. Gene Ontology annotation, molecular function: DNA-binding transcription factor activity, RNA polymerase II-specific; RNA polymerase II cis-regulatory region sequence-specific DNA binding. Gene Ontology annotation, cellular component: nucleus. Gene Ontology annotation, biological process: embryonic skeletal system morphogenesis; anterior/posterior pattern specification; regulation of transcription by RNA polymerase II.